This is a messenger RNA of Rhincodon typus (whale shark), 1198 nucleotides long. RefSeq names its product empty spiracles homeobox 1 (gene emx1). Gene Ontology annotation, molecular function: DNA binding; DNA-binding transcription factor activity, RNA polymerase II-specific. The transcript is spliced from 3 exons. Gene Ontology annotation, biological process: brain development; neuron differentiation; regulation of DNA-templated transcription. Bases 196 to 897 code for a protein of 233 amino acids. Lineage: Eukaryota; Metazoa; Chordata; Chondrichthyes; Orectolobiformes; Rhincodontidae. The record is from RefSeq and is a predicted model, not a curated record.
CAGACACAGUAUAAGCUGCACUUGGAAUGAGACUGAGUAAUUUUACCUGGGAGCUGAGUACACGCUUUGAAUUGUACUGUCCCUAAAUCUGCCAGGCUCAGCCGGCCUUACAAAAUAAGACUUAAAAUAGGACAAAUUAAACCUCACCUGGUUAUUUUAAACAAAACGUUAGCUCCAAAGCCCCCUUCCCCCAGGAUGUUCCACUCAGCCAGCAAGCGGUGUUUCACCAUCGAGUCUCUGGUAGCGAAGGAUAACAGCCCCUUGUCGCCCCCGGAGGAGCCUCUCCGACCCACCGCUGUCACCUACUCGCCCUCGGCCGAUGCCUUCGCCAGCAGUUUCCAGACGGGAGGCCGCUCCUUGUACUCGGGACCCGAGCUGAUGUUCCAGGAGGCGGUCAGUCAUACUCCGCUGCCCGUUCACCCUCACCAGCUCGGAGCUCACCACCUGCAGAACCCGCACCCUUUCUUCACCCCCCAGCACAGGGACCCUCUCAACUUCUACCCCUGGGUCCUCAGGAACCGGUUCUUCGGACACAGAUUCCAAGGGACUGACUCUGCCCAUGAUACCAUGUUACUGCACGGCCCUUUCGCCCGGAAACCCAAGCGCAUCCGCACCGCCUUCUCCCCGUCCCAACUGCUCCGGCUAGAGAGAGCCUUCGAGAAGAAUCACUAUGUCGUCGGAGCCGAGAGGAAGCAACUCGCCAGCUGCCUCAGCCUCUCAGAGACCCAGGUAAAGGUGUGGUUCCAGAACAGGAGAACAAAAUAUAAGCGUCAGAAGCUGGAAGAGGAAGGACCUGAGUCCCAGCAGAAAAAGAAAGGCUCACAUCACGUGAACCGCUGGAGACUGGCAACUAAACAAUCCAGCCCUGAGGACAUUGAUGUCACCUCUGAGGACUAGUGAGGGAGAACAGGGGCUAGGGAGGUGGGAGUGGGAAAAUGGGGAGGGUGGUGCGGAAGGGGAAGGCGAAGAGCAAGAGACAUCGAAAGGUAAUGAACGAAAGCACAGACAUUUCUGACUCAGUGCAAGGAGCUUGGGAAACCUUCAAAAACAAGUUUGGAGAAUGACAACAAGACAUCGACAAUCAUCAAAGACCCUGUACAAGACUUUGUGGAAACUGAAUCUCAGAAGAAAAUGCACUUCAGGAUGUAGUUGGAAAAGGGUAACACUUUUCCAGUGACAUUGAACCAUGCCCUGUGUG